ACCACUUCCACUAUUAAAGGGCGGCUUUUGUCAGCGCGCAACGUUGGAACAUCUUAUUUGUUUGGAGCGCAAACACGUCCGCUCCAGUAAAAUGUCUUCGGUCAGUGGACUUAUUCUAUUAUUUAACAACAUCGUAUCAAACGGUGUCUUCUGACCGAUUUACCGCAGCGCUCAGAAUAAAGUUUCUCAUGGUGCACUAUAUCCUGAAGAAGCACAGCGCGCUACGGGAAUCAGAAAUGAAAGCAGGACCCACACUAUUUUGCACAUUUCUCUUUAGGAAGUAUUUCAAAUGGCUUGAUUCGCAAAGCUUUUCUCGCUUUUGAUCUGCGGCUGUGAAAGAUAACCACGCGCUCCGACGGACAUUGGUUACCAUUACGCCUAUUUUACAUUUGGAUAGGCAACUGAAGCUCCAAGACAGACACACUUGAGACUCCGGAGAGCACGGCGGGGCAACACCAUGACCAGCUGCUGGCUUGCCUUGGUCGGAUUGUGGUGCAGCGCUUAUUACUGCAUGUUCCUGGUUGCGGGGAGUAAUUAUUCACUGGAUGGAAACAACGAAGUGCACCCGGGGUUUAUCCACCGGCGGCUGCGGACGCACGAGAAGAGGGAGAUGCAGAAAGAGAUCCUGUCCAUCCUCGGCCUGCCCCACAGACCGAGACCGCAUCUGUCACACGGAAAAUACAACUCCGCUCCACUUUUUAUGUUGGACUUAUACAACACUAUAUCGAGCGAGGAGAAGAGCCAAGUUGAAGGCAUCCUGGACCGGUAUGAGUCCAUGCGGACGACCCAGAGUCCUCCUCUUGCCACAUAUCAAGACACAUCCUUUCUAAAUGACGCAGAUAUGGUGAUGAGCUUCGUUAACCAAGUGGAGUACGACAGGGAGCUCUCUCCGCGGCGGCGUCACCACAAGGAGUUUAAGUUCAACCUCUCACAGAUCCCAGAGGGCGAGGCCAUCACCGCAGCAGAGUUCCGCCUCUACAAGGAGUGUGUGAGCCGCGCCUUCCGCAACGACACCUUCCUACUCAAAGUCUACCAGGUGGUCAAGGAGCAUCCUCACAGAGAGGCAGACCUCUUCCUGCUGGAGUCUCGCCGGCUGUGGGCGUCCGAGGAGGGCUGGCUGGAGUUUGACAUCACUGCCACCAGCAACCUGUGGGUGAUGAGCCCGGCACAUAAUCUGGGCCUGCAGGUCAGCAUGGAGACCAGCAGCGGCCAGAGCAUCAGCUCCAAGGAGGCGGGGCUCGUCGGACGUGACGGCGGGCUGGAGAAGCAGCCCUUCAUGGUGGCCUUCUUCAAAGUCAGUGACGUGCAUAUCCGCACCGCCCGCUCCACCGGCGGGAAACGUCGCCAGCAGAACCGCAACCGGUCCGCGCAACCGCAGGACGGAUCCAGAGGGCUAGGCCCCGCAGAUUACAACAGCAGCGACCAGAAGACGGCAUGCAGGAGACAUGAGCUCUACGUCAGCUUCAGAGAGCUGGGCUGGCAGGACUGGAUCAUUGCUCCUGAAGGCUACGCCGCCAACUACUGUGAUGGAGAAUGCUCCUUCCCCCUGAACGCCCACAUGAACGCCACCAACCACGCCAUAGUUCAGACUCUGGUGCACCUGAUGAACCCAGAGAACGUACCAAAGCCGUGCUGCGCCCCCACCAAGCUCCACGCCAUCUCAGUGCUCUACUUUGACGACAACUCCAACGUCAUCCUGAAGAAAUACAAGAACAUGGUGGUGCGGGCCUGCGGCUGCCACUGACACCGAUACCGGGGACCAAUGAGGUCGGAUUACAAGUUGGGUUGGCAACGGGCUGCUACUGCAGAAGUGACUCCUGGGUGAUGUUGACCUCAACUAGACAGCAGCUUCCUGUCCAAAUCCUCAGCCUGCAAGGAACGUCCACCCCGAAAGACCGUCGACACGUCCAAUUCACAUUCUCUCGGGACGGUUCACUUAUUGGCAACUUCACCCGACGCGUUGAGCCACCAAGCUGUCAAUCGCUUUCUCUAUUAACUGUGGAGUUUUCACUUCACGGGUCUGCGACUGAACGAAUGACUGUGUGUGAGUGUGGAGAGGAUGGAGUGUUUCAGUUUGUAUAUUAUGUGUUUAUGGAAGUGUGUGUAUGAAUACUUAAGAGGCUACUGCACCGUCUCCCUAAUUGAGAGGGAGAGGGCUAAACUGAACCGCAGUGGGGCCGGUCAGAGUGCUGCUUUCUUCUCCUUCUCCUCUCCCGCUACAUUAACAUGGUGGAUCAGUUCUCAGAGGGGGCUCGGAUAAUUACUAAUUAACAGCUUCUCUACAGCUCAUGACCGUGGGGAGUUGACUCAGUGAUGUCACUGCAUUAAAAACCAACAAUAAGCAGUGACAUCACCUGGUCAAAUGACAAGUGCAUAGAUGCUUUGAGAGAGAUGGAAAAAUACAAACUCAAGUUUCCUUUUCAGUGCAAAUGUUAAGUCAAACAACCGAAUACUAAAUGAACGAUGCAUUGGAGUCAGGAGAUUCGUAUGGCCUGACUCUUUCCUUGUGUAUUUUCUUCUUAAGUAAUAUUUGCCCUCCUAAAAUAUAUGGACUAGACCAAAGUGACCGCAGGCUAUUUUAGUAGCGCACGGCUCCAAAUAUCCUCUCCGUGUCAAUAUUUGCCGGGCACACGCUGCGCUGCACCAGGCUGGUUAAACGUGAUGCAUGUUGUGGCUAAACUGAUGUUUUUCUCCAAAGAACCGAAGAAUACAGCCUUAUCCCUCCGACGUACCGCUAAUGGCCAUUUCCAUGUUGCUGCACUCGCAAAGUUAACAAACGCUUCCAACCCUGACAACCCAUCACGAGAUUGUGGAAAAACAUGUCGAGUCCAAAACAGCCGGCAGAACCGAGUGUGUGCGAGCUUUUCUGAAAUUAGACCUUUUGCUUUUUCAACCCCCGAGGGUCGAAUUAUGUUGAGAUGUGUCAAAUGGCAACAGUCUUCCCAAUUGAAUAUGUUACUGUGAGCUUUGGAUGACAUGGAGUUUAUUUUAAUGAAAAACUAACCAACAAGAAUCAAUACCGUACGUGCCUAACCAAUCAUCAAUUACAAAAUAUACCUCUGGUAAGCUGCUGUUUACAUGUGAUCAUGUUUAGUCUGUUUUUUGUAAAUACUUGUACAUUUUCAGCUUAUUUAUUGCACCUUUUAUUAAAAAAAGACAAAACGCAUACCGUAUUAACAGACAGAUGCAAGGACGAAAUGAAAUACAAACUUAUUUUUGAAAUUUUUGAUUAUGAAAUCUCAUGUUACAACUUGCCAUUAUUCACUUUUUGUACAAAACCCAUGGGUGUGCACAGCCCAUGAUUCAUAAGGAAAAAAAUACUUCUGUCACUGGAGUUCCUUAGACCAUGUGCUAUCCAUAAAAACCUUUACAGACUAAAAAAACU
Pseudoliparis swirei is the source of this 3385-nucleotide messenger RNA. RefSeq names its product bone morphogenetic protein 6 (gene bmp6). The record is from RefSeq and is a predicted model, not a curated record. The transcript has 7 exons. Gene Ontology annotation, molecular function: growth factor activity; cytokine activity. Gene Ontology annotation, biological process: SMAD protein signal transduction. Gene Ontology annotation, cellular component: extracellular region. NCBI's taxonomy places the organism in Eukaryota, Metazoa, Chordata, Actinopteri, Perciformes, Liparidae. Bases 458 to 1744 code for a protein of 428 amino acids.